This is a messenger RNA of Trichoderma aggressivum f. europaeum, 426 nucleotides long. RefSeq lists its product as uncharacterized. Lineage: Eukaryota; Fungi; Ascomycota; Sordariomycetes; Hypocreales; Hypocreaceae. The record is from RefSeq and is a predicted model, not a curated record. The transcript has 3 exons. Bases 1 to 426 code for a protein of 141 amino acids.
AUGUCGGAGUCUACCGAGGAACUCUACGGCCAAUUGUGCUGGCUCGCCAUCCCAGUCACAGACAUUGAAAGGGCCAAGGCCUUUUAUGCAGAAGUCUUCUCCUGGGAGAUCAGCCCCAACGGCGUUCCUCACGGGCGGCCCGGCGUCAAGGAACUCUACUUUUUCAACCGUGACAAGGCCCUCAACGGCGCCUUUUACGUGAUGGAGGAUGGAUACCACGUCAUCAACCACUCGAUAGGCUCUCACGAUGCCUUUUCCGUUCACCCGAGCUUCAACGUCAAGAAUUGUAAGGAAACGCUUGAGCUGGUAACCAAGCUCGGCGGAAAGACGCAGCUACACAAGACGGAGCUUGGCGAGAACAUGGGGCACUAUGCCCGGUUCAUCGACACUGAGGAUAAUUUAAUCGGGAUCUGGUCCAAAAUCUGA